CACAUGCUUGAUAGUUCACACAUCAAUUGUUGAUAUUUUAGGUAGGAAAAGUAAACAAUUGAUAGUUGAGGUGUGUUUUGAUAAGAUAGUUGGUUAUAGUUCAGGUAUGAUAGUUCACGUAUGAAACUCAAAAAGAAAAAAAUGGAAUACUUUAGGUGUGUUUUGACCUUUCACUAUGUUCAUGUUGCUGAAGUUUUAGUUAGUCUUUCAUAUGAACUUUGGUUAUCAAAUUACAGAUUUUUAUAAAGAGGCCUAUAUAUACGGAGAACUCUGCUGUGAUGUUUAGUUAAAUUUGUGUUCCAUAAUUUAUGGAUUAGAUGAUUCCUUUUAGUAGUUGGUUAUGCAGUUUCUUAAUGGUCAUUUGAAGCUUUGGAGCUUCUAAUUCAGUAACAUUUGGAUUGGUUACAUCAAUAAUUUUAUGAUCUUUGGCUCUGUACUUGUUGGAAUACAAGUUAUUCUCAAGAAUCUGUUAGGGAAAUUUGGACAGACGAGCAAAAUGCAAAAUGCUAUUGAUCCGUUCGAGUACAACUGGAACACAUCGAAAGAGAGUGCAAUGAGUUUUCAACAGGAGCCUGAACAGGUAGUAGGCGCUGCAUCCGUUUAUUUUGCAUUGGAGGAGGAAGCAAUAGGAGUGGAACAACUAUUAGCAGAACCUGAGUAUGAUGAUAUACUUAAUACGCUUCUAGAUUUUAACACAUGUGCAUUCAGUGUUCCCGAGAGCUACUUUAAGGAGUUUUCAGCUUCGGAUACUGUCUUAACAAAAAGUGAUUGUGGUGCACUUCAAAGAAGUCAUAAUGAAGGGGAUAAAACAAAGGAGAAGUUUCUUGAUGGAUUGUCAAACGGAGAUGAUGAAAAUCAUUGCUUCAUUUCAUGUGAAGAUUAUCUUUUGGAUAUUGAACUUGAGGAAGACACUCCCACCCUCCAUGAUGUCACAAGAGAUAUAUCCUGUAUAGAGAGUGUGAAUUUGGAGAACCAGCUAGCUGAUUCAGAUGGAAGAGACUGUGGCGUUCAUGUGUUAACGUUAUCUGGUGCAAGUACCUCAUCUGAUCACGAUGCUACGAUAUUAGACAAUUUUGAUUGCAUGUCAACUGAUAAACUACUCAAGGUGUUCAGGGAGAUGUUGGGACAUCAAACUCCAGUUUCGGAUAACCAAUGGCUGAAACCCCACAUGAUAGCUGGCUUGGAAAACCAGGAGAUAUCAGACAAGAAUUUCAGUUUUCCAAAACGCUCUCUUGAUUCGAGUGAAAACCAAGGGGUAAAAGUCCCGCCAGCAAGUUGCCAAAAUCUCCUUACAAUAUCUACUGCCUUUGCUAGUAUAUUUACUUUCAGAAGAAAGCCAAGAGUUCAACACAUGAAAAGGAGAGGGCGUAUCCAAUGGAAUUCCUUCAAAUCCUUAUCUUCUGUAGCAGGUGAAAUACAUCUCGAUUGCCCGGAUAAGUGGGAUAGCAAGGAGUCGGCUGAAGAAAAUGUAAAAUGUGAUGGAAUGAAAUCAGGAAUAUCUGAACAGUAUUUGAAAUGUAAACCUUCGCGAAGAGGAUUCGGUCGGCGAUAUUACCGCAGAGGAGCCACAGUUACAUCACAAGGUCUUGGUAAAAGAAAUAUUCUGCCCACUGAGGAUCAGCUUAUCAGGAGGGAG
Capsicum annuum is the source of this 1636-nucleotide messenger RNA. RefSeq lists its product as uncharacterized. NCBI's taxonomy places the organism in Eukaryota, Viridiplantae, Streptophyta, Magnoliopsida, Solanales, Solanaceae. The record is from RefSeq and is a predicted model, not a curated record.